Gryllus bimaculatus (two-spotted cricket) is the source of this 1353-nucleotide messenger RNA. The record is from the annotation of a GenBank genome assembly. Lineage: Eukaryota; Metazoa; Arthropoda; Insecta; Orthoptera; Gryllidae.
AUGUCCUUCGUAGCGCUCUGCGUCAGCCUCCGUCCGUCAGCCCGCGCGUCAGCUCCGCCGCCGUCAGCUCCCGCCGCACUUUGCCGAUGCAGCUCCGCCGUCAGCUCCGCCGUCAGCUCCGCCGUCCAGCUCCGCCGUCAGCUCCGCCGUCAGCUCCGCCGUCAUCUCCGCCGUCAGCUCCGCCGUCAGCUCCGCGUCAGCUCCGCCGUUCGCUCCGCGUCAGCUCCGCCGUCAUCGGUGCCUCGCCAGCUUCCGGUCAGUCGCCGUCAGCUCCGCCGUCCAGCUCGCGUCAGUCGCCCAGCUGCUCGCCGCUCAGCUCCGCCGCACUGUCAGUCGCCCGUCUCAGUGCCGAGCUCCGCCGUCAGCUUCCGCCGUUCAGCUCCGCCGCGUCCCAGCUCCGCCAGUCGCGAGCUCCGCCCCGUCAGCUUACGCCGUUCAGCUCCGCCGUCAGGGCCCGCCGUCAGCUCCGCCGUCAGACUCCGACCCAGCCCGCGUUCAGCUUCCGCCGUCAGCUCCGCCGUCAGCUCCGCCGAUCAGCUCCGCGUCCUCGCGUCAGCUCCGCCGUCAAGCUCCGCCUCAGCUCUAGCUCCGCGUCAGCUCCGGCAGCUCCGCUCAGCUCCGCCGUCAGCUCCCGCAGCUGGUCAGCUCCGCCGUCAGCUCCGCUCGUCCAGCUCCGCCGUCAGCUCGCGUCAGCCUCAGCUCGCCCGUCAGCUCCCGCCGUCAGCCUCCGCGUCAGCCCGCCGUCAGCUCCGCCGGUCAGCUCCGCCGCAGCUCCGCGUCAAGCUCCAGCCGUCAGCUCCACGCCGUCAGUCCCGUAGCUCCGCCGUCAGCUCCGCCGUCAGCUCCGCCGUAGCUCCGCCGUCAGCUCCGCCGUCAGCUCCGCGUCAGCUUCCGCCGUCACUCGCCGUUCAGCUCCGCGUCAGCUCGCCGUCAGCUCGCCGUCAGCUCCGCGUCAGCUCCGCCGUCAGCUCCGCGCGUCAGCUCGCGUCAGCUCCGCGGACAAUCGUGUUACUGCAGCGAAUCCGUUUCCCCCGCAAAUUCUAUGUGGAUCGGCGGAGAUUUGAAGUCUGGUAUCCAAAGGGGAAAGCCAGUGGGCUCACCACGGCUCACCCAGGGACCUCACCCCGAAUCAGCCUCGAUGCUGCUAUUUUCCCGUGUGAUUUUCUCGUCCGAGGCCUCUCUGGAGUGGGACUAGCCGCCGGCACAGCUGUGCAGACGUCCAUCGCAUCGCAUCGCAUCGCAUCGCAUCGCAUCGCAUCGCAUCGGCGCCCGCGCGGCGUCGGGAAGGCAGUUGCGGCGGAUUGGACGUGGACGAGUCCCUUAAUUAUUGUUCGUAAUAUGGUUACUUUAUAA